This is a messenger RNA of Torulaspora delbrueckii, 2466 nucleotides long. It is a transcript of the gene EPL1, whose product is annotated as Epl1p. NCBI's taxonomy places the organism in Eukaryota, Fungi, Ascomycota, Saccharomycetes, Saccharomycetales, Saccharomycetaceae. Gene Ontology annotation, cellular component: piccolo histone acetyltransferase complex. Bases 1 to 2466 code for a protein of 821 amino acids. The record is from RefSeq and is a predicted model, not a curated record. The transcript has a single exon. Gene Ontology annotation, biological process: regulation of transcription by RNA polymerase II.
AUGCCCACUCCGACUACUAAUGGGCGCCAUAUCAAGAGUAGGACCAAGUCGCAGGAGUCUAACGAUGAUGGACUUGGGUCUGCUGGAUCUGCAUCAUUGGAAAGCUCCAAUUCCCGUUUUAGGCAUAGGAAAAUAUCUGUUAAGCAACGAUUGAGGAUUUAUAAACCUAAUGAUUUGAAAAAUUUGGAUCAGGAUGAGUUGCAACAGAGAGAUGUGGCUGAUAUUGAGACUGGUGUGGAGAAGAAUGAGGAGAAAGAAGUUCAUUUGCAUAGAAUUUUACAAAAGGGUAGUAGUCAUUUGAAUAACCAAAAGAAGGAUUAUAUUCCUACGCCUGAUGCAUCUACGAAAUGGAAAGAUUUUGAUCAAUUUUACCAGGGUGAAUUCAAUGAACCGAGCACUUAUAUCAAGUUUUCAGCAACGGUGGAAGAUUGUUGUGGGGCUCCAUAUUGUAUGGAUGAAAAGGAUGAAGAGUUUAUGCAAGAGCUAGCGAAAAGGUAUAAGGGAGAAAAUGAAAUCACCGAAGAUGAAUUUGAGAUUUUGUGCUCUGCUUUUGAAAGUGCUAUACAUGAAAGACAGCCUUUUCUGAGUACAGAUCCUCAUAGUGUACUUUCGUUUGAGGAAUUGAAACCAACUUUACUCAAAUCAGACUAUGCUCAUAUCAAUUUGAAGACAGAUCUUGCCAAGGAGAUUGGGCUUGAAUCAGAGAGAGAGUUUCUCACCCAAUUUGAUGCAGAGUCUCAAAUUAAAACGAGACCUUUAGCGGUUUUACUUGAAGAGUUUGGUCCGGACGUUUAUGGUCAUUGGAAAGAAAGAAAGAUAGAAUCCCCUUCUACAGAGAUUUUCCCUCAAUUAAAAUUUGAAAGACCGGAUGAGAAAGAAGAAGUUGAUCCAUACGUUUGUUUCCGUAGACGUGAUGUUAGACAACCUAGAAAGACUAGACGCGUUGAUAUCUUGAAUAGUCAAAAAUUGAGACUGCUGCAUCAAGAGUUACAACAUGCAAAGGAGUUGGCUCUCCUCGUUGCUAAGCGUGAAAAAGUUUCCAUGGAUCUUUUGGAGAAAGGUCUGAACGUAUUCGAUCAAAGGUGUGAAGUCAAAAAAUUGAAACGUAGUUUGAACGUCAAAGGUGAAGAUGAAGAUCUCGUGAACCACAAGAGGAAACGUCUGAACAUCUUUGCUAAUCAACGCAAACUGCGGGAACAGGCAGCUGCAGAAGCUGCUCUAGCAACGACUUCGGACUCAUCUGUUAGAAGAGGUUACAAGAACAAGUUGAGCAGAAAAGAGCUGGAAUCCAGAUCGGGUCAUAAGCUCAGCAAGCAACAAAUUCUACAGCUGCAAAGUCAAUCAAUUGCGGCCGCUAAUAAACAGAAAAAUAGUCUCAAAGUUCCAUUGGCACCAGACGAGCAACAACAACAAUUACAGCAACAACAGCAAACGGUCGCUUCUCAUGUCUAUGUCAGACUACCCUCUUCUAAAGUGCCUGAUCUAACGCUCGAAGAAGUCGACAAUUUGUUGGCUAAAAAAGAGAAAAAUGCAAGGAAAUUUGUGCAGGAUAGAAUGGAAAAGAGGAAAGCUGGAGAUGGUAACGUUUUCUUUAACCUCACCGAUGACCCAUAUAACCCUGUGUUUGAUAUUACACUGCCCAAAGGCGUCUCUCCUUCAAACGCGCCAUUUUCUUCCAUCGCAUCUUCCAAGUUUGAAAUAAGCAGGUCUUAUUACUCAAAACAUCUAUCGGAGUAUCUAAAGGGCUCUUCAAAGGAUGUCAAGUCAUUUAGCAAGGAAGGUGAAAGGCUUCCUCAAAACAAUUUUAAGGUCAAAAAAGUGGAAGUCUACGACCCUUUCCAAAGUAAUAACGAGGUCCAUUCUAGAGAGUAUCCUGUAAAGUUCAGAAGACGUACUGGACGGCAUGGUAUACAAUACAUGGAUCGUAAACCCAAUACACUCAAUCAUAACGUGGAGUUUGUUUUGUCCAAGUUUUUGGAUUUCGAUGCAAUCGAGCAGCAGGAGAAAAAUGCUGACGAAACAAUCAAUGUUUAUGACUCGAAAUGGGAUGAGCUCUCGAGAUUUUAUGAUAAGUGGAAAUACGAUUCUCCACGUAACGAGUACGGCUUAAAAAUUUCAGAUGAGCCCUCUAGACUCAAUCAAAUAUCAAACAGUACUCAAGUGAUUAGAUUUGGUACCAUGUUAGGCAGCAAAUCAUACGAGCAAUUGCGUGAAGUCACGAUCAAGUAUCGUCAAGAAUAUAUUACAAGAAUGAAACAGCAGAAGCUUAAUGACCAGAAGCAACUACAAUUGCAACAUCAACAAGAGCAACAGCUGCAAAGAGAACAAGAAGAGGAACAGGAGCAGGAACGUCAAGAUGACCAAACCUUUGUUAACGGCUCUUCUAUCACUCACUCUUCUACGCCAGUGGCCUCGCCCGCUCUGAAAUCAAGAAUAAGCGCAGGAUCUAAUGAUAGCAAAUCUUAG